This is a messenger RNA of Plasmopara halstedii, 579 nucleotides long. RefSeq lists its product as uncharacterized. The record is from RefSeq and is a predicted model, not a curated record. Bases 1 to 579 code for a protein of 192 amino acids. The transcript is spliced from 2 exons. NCBI's taxonomy places the organism in Eukaryota, Oomycota, Peronosporomycetes, Peronosporales, Peronosporaceae.
AUGGAACAUUUGCGCGUGUUCGGCUCUACCGGGUACGCUCGUGUGGAAGACGGCAAACUCAAGGGGUACCGGGUGUACGACUUGGAGUCAAACAGGCUCAAGUUGUCACGUUCGCUGAGACUGGAUAAACGGGAGGUCAGCGGUAUCUACGAUACGGCUGUACCGAACCAUUCGACAAUCGUCCCUGUGACUAAGGAGGUGGAUGAUUUAGUGCAGCAUGAAGACGUGCAGCCAUGGGUGGAACCUACCGUCGACGAACCAUUGCCGCCUGCUGAGGAGGGACUCGGCGGCGAUGACGUAAAAAUGCAGGAAGUUGAAGCGGAGCCGUCAUCGACGAGUAGAGAGCUGAUGACGUACAGAAGAUCUUCAAGGUUGACGACCGGUGACAACAUGGUGUUCCACCCGUGGACGGAUCGUGCUUGCCAAGCAGAGACACCGAUGCUACUGCUUAACGAUGGCUCCCCGAAUCACGAAUCGGUGAUUGCGGAAUCGACGAGCAACGACGAGUACCCUUCGACCAACAGUGAUCCUGACAACGACGACCACUUCUGGCCACCAUCGCCCAAGCGACGCGCAUAA